Molecule: messenger RNA, 306 nt
Organism: Staurois parvus
Lineage: Eukaryota; Metazoa; Chordata; Amphibia; Anura; Ranidae
Source: the annotation of a GenBank genome assembly
CAGAGACUGCAGACAGUAGUACAGGGGAUGACCAGAGACUGCAGACAGUACAGGAGAUGACCAGAGAGACUGCGGACACAGUACAGAUGACCAGAGACUGCGGACACAGUACAGGAGGUGACCAGAGACUGCAGACAGUACAGGAGAUGACCAGAGACUGCGGACACAGUACAGAUGACCAGAGACUGCGGACAGUACAGGGGAUGACCAGAGACUGCGGACAGUACAGGGGAUGACCAGAGACUGCGGACACAGUACAGAUGCCCAGAUACUGAAGACAGUACAGGGGAUGACCAAGAGACUGCG